AUGAUUGGUGGGGUUAUUGGCCGUGUUGUGAGUUCAGUUGUGAAUCCUAGUUUAGUUGUGAAUCCUAGUUCAGUUGUGAAUCCUGCCACAACUGCACCACCACCUGCUCCUGCCACAACUGCACCACCACCUGCUCCUGCCACUCCGGGACCACCACCUGCCCAUGGCACCCAUGGCACUCCGGUAACUGGAUCUGCUUUGAAGGAUUCAGAUUCCCUGACUCAACAUUUUGAUCCAGAUGUUUCACAUUCACACCAUGAGGAUUCAGAUUCCCUUACUCAACAGCUUGAUCAACAUGUUUCACAUUCACAUCCUGAGUUAAUUUUUAUUAUGGAUUCGGAUUCCCUUACUCAACAGUUUGAUCAAGAUGUUUCACAUUCACACCAUGAGGCGAUUUUUAUUAUGGAUUCAGAUUCCCUUACUCAACAGUUUGAUCAACAUGUUUCACAUUCACAUCCUGAGGAUUCGGAUUCCCUUACUCAACAUUUUGAUCAAGAUGUUUCACAUUCACACCAUGAGCGUAACCGGUUACGCAAACGCAACAGCUACAGUAAAUCUGUUUUACGGGUUCGUAACCGGUUACGGUAA
Molecule: messenger RNA, 588 nt
Organism: Vicia villosa (hairy vetch)
Lineage: Eukaryota; Viridiplantae; Streptophyta; Magnoliopsida; Fabales; Fabaceae
Exons: 9
Coding region: 1-588 (195 amino acids)
Source: RefSeq, a predicted model, not a curated record